Molecule: messenger RNA, 1093 nt
Organism: Daldinia decipiens
Lineage: Eukaryota; Fungi; Ascomycota; Sordariomycetes; Xylariales; Hypoxylaceae
Product: Snf7-domain-containing protein
Exons: 5
Coding region: 328-1008 (226 amino acids)
Biological process (GO): protein transport; late endosome to vacuole transport; endosome transport via multivesicular body sorting pathway
Cellular component (GO): ESCRT III complex; multivesicular body
Source: RefSeq, a predicted model, not a curated record
CGUCACUGCAUGUGAAGUUGAUCCAACUCAAGUUUCUCAUUAAUUGGUACGGAUCCGUAUUUACCAGGCUACACAUCGUUGACCGCUGGGAACUUAUUGGGAACCUAUUGGAAACCUAUUGGGAACCUAUUGGGAACCUAUUAGGAAUCAACCGAGAUUUAUGCUUACUGGGACUCCAUCGACGUAACGACACGCGUACUUCACCUAGAUUCGUCGAAAUUGCUAGAAAUCAACUACCUAUUCACCGGCAAUCCGAUACCUUCUCUGUUUGAGCACGGUUCCUAGCUGCCUUGCUGCCUUGCGUGAGAUACUUCGACUUCCGCAGCGAUGAACAUCCUAGAAUGGGCCUUCGGCAAGCGCAUGACGCCUGCCGAGCGUCUACGCAAGAACCAGCGCAUGAUCGAUAAAGCAAUCCGAGAACUGGAUCAAGUGCGAGUUAAACUAGAAAAGCAAGAGAAGACCCUCGUCGGACAGAUCAAACAGAGUGCGCAAAAGGGGCAAAUGGGAGCAGCUAAGAUCCAAGCGAAGGAUCUAGUACGUACGAGAAGAUAUGUCGAGAAGUUCUACGGGAUGAGGAGUCAGCUACAGAAAAUAUCAUUACGGCUACAGACUCAUCGAACCAACGAGCAAAUGAUGCAAGCAAUGAAAGGAGCCACGGUAGCCCUCGGUAGUAUGAACAGGUCGAUGAACUUGCCCGCAUUACAGCGUAUCGCCAUUGAAUUCGAACGAGAGACUGCUAUAAUGGACGAGAGGCAGGAGAUGAUGGAUGAUGCGAUUGACGAUGCAAUGGACGUUGGCAUAGAAGAGGAGGGUGACGAAGUUGUGGAGCAAGUCCUAGAGGAAAUUGGUGUCGACCUAAACCAAGCCUUCGGAGAAACCCCGACAGGCCUUCAAUCUGAGAAAGUUCCCGAGGGUCGGAUUGCCCAAGCUAUCGGUGGCCCCAGCGGCGGCGGUGGAGAUCCCGGGGAUGACGAUCUCCAGGCUCGCCUUGACAGUCUGAGGAAAUAAAUAUUGAUUAAGUGUAAGGUUUUACGUACGACAGCGAAGGAUUUACCAAAGACUGGACUUGUUGAGAUGUUAAUAUGUGCGGCUA